Aspergillus alliaceus is the source of this 714-nucleotide messenger RNA. Its product is annotated as DUF3455 domain-containing protein. The transcript is spliced from 2 exons. The record is from RefSeq and is a predicted model, not a curated record. Bases 1 to 714 code for a protein of 237 amino acids. Lineage: Eukaryota; Fungi; Ascomycota; Eurotiomycetes; Eurotiales; Aspergillaceae.
AUGUUGUUCCUCAAUGUGCUUUUAUUUUACCUCGCCAUACUUCGUGCAGACGCAGCUUUCCUGCCUGAUCUCGUCUCCACGUUCGCCAAAAUCUCCCUCUCCCUUGACAACUCCCACCUCACCAAUUGCUCUCUCGCCGGAACACCCCGCCCACCUUUCAAAUCCCUCCCUCCUCCCAGUCCAGGUUUGCAUCUCAAGUACGUGACAAUGGGCCGGGGAACACAAAACUACACUUGCCAGGAAGACUCCAACACCACAGCGCCUAGGCCAGUGGGCGCUGUUGCAACGUUGAUCGAUGUUUCUUGUCUUGCCGCCUAUAGUAUGGAGCUUCUCCACCAUUUCACCCCUAUUAUGAGGGCGAUACAUAGCGAGACCCUUCCUUUCCUCGCCCUGCUGAGCGGCCAGAUCUCUGCACCCGACAAUAAGUUCAUCUUGGGGAGUCACGACUUUGAUGGGGCCGGCAUGCCAGUUUUUGAUCUACGACUUACGGGCGGUAGUGACUGGAUGGCCUCCAGAAAGAAUGCGAGUGCUUCGGCCUCCGGAGACAACGUUGUCAACGUGCCUUGGUUGAAGCUCACCUCGGUGGAUGGUACUGGUAUUAAUGAAGUUUAUCGCUUGCAUACUGUGGGAGGACAACCUCCAACCAAUUGCCAUCGGCGUAAGGGUACAUUUCAGGUUGAAUAUGCGGCCGAGUAUUGGUUCUAUGGUCCUUAA